Messenger RNA from Plasmodium yoelii, 2007 nucleotides. RefSeq names its product phosphatidylinositol N-acetylglucosaminyltransferase subunit GPI1, putative. Gene Ontology annotation, biological process: GPI anchor biosynthetic process. Lineage: Eukaryota; Apicomplexa; Aconoidasida; Haemosporida; Plasmodiidae. The transcript has 10 exons. Gene Ontology annotation, cellular component: membrane; endoplasmic reticulum. The record is from RefSeq and is a predicted model, not a curated record. Bases 1 to 2007 code for a protein of 668 amino acids.
AUGGAUAACACACAACAAGCUAAUAUCUACAAUUAUGUGAAUAUAUAUUUUCCAGAAAAUAUAAAGAUAUAUGAAAAUACUUCCAAAUGUUUUCUCUACGGAUUUUCGAAUAGUAGCACUUAUGCCACCAUUUAUGUUACUCCCAACUAUAUUAAAGAAAUAGAAUUCGAAAUGAAUCAUGAGCAGAUAAAAAAUUGGGAAUCAUUUCGAAUACUUGGGGAAUUAAUGUUUGUAAAAAAUUAUGAUGAUAUAGAAAAAUAUGUUAAUUCAAAAAAUAAAAAAGAUAAAAUAAAUUAUAUAUAUAGUAUUUAUUAUAAAAAUAAACCGAUUGUUGUAAAAAUUAAUACAGAAAAUGAAAAAAAAAAUAGUGUCUUAUUUAUUUUAUAUAAUACAAACAAAUAUAUUUAUAACUUUGAUUCUGAUCAUGUAAAUAGUUUAAUUUCAGAUGCAUAUAAAAUAAAUUUCGCAUCUAUAUAUUAUAAUAAAGAUUAUCAUAAAAAAAGUAAUAGCAUAUUAAAUAACUCAAAUUUAAAUAAUGGAAAAACAAAGAACUUAAAUAUAGGCAGUGGGAAGUGUCAGCACAUGCAUACUACAUCAUGUGGUGAUAGCAAACGGUGUGAUAGUGAACGGUGUGAUAGCAAACGGUGUGAUAGUGAACGGUGUGAUAGCAAACGUUGUGAUAGUGAACGUUGUGAUAGUGAACGUUGUGAUAGUGAACGGUGUGAUAGAGAAAAAGGGAAAAAAAGUUAUGACUUAUCGAAAAACAAGAUAUGUGAACACUUACUUAUAAGGGAUGUAAUCAAAUUAAUAAAUUUAAGAUAUGUUUAUAUUGAAGAAAUGGAAAAAUAUGAAAAUAAAAAUAAUGGAAAUAUCCCAAAAAAUAUAAUAACUCCAAAAUUUAUUUAUAUAAUUUAUAUAUGGCUUUUUUUUAUGUACAUAAUUUCAGUUAUAAAUAAGACAAUAUAUUAUUUAUUUUAUAUACCAUAUAUUUUUAGCGAAAAAUUUGAUUCGAAAAAUAAAUUAACUAUUUUAAAAUUAAUAAAAGAUAAAUGUUUGUUAAAUUCAGAAUGGUAUAAAAUAUUUUUGCAAAUUAUUAAAAAUAAAAAAAAAAAAAAUUUUUACAUAUAUUAUAAAUAUAAACAAAUAUUAUUAAUUCGAGCAUUUAGUUUAUUAUUAGAUGUAUUGGGUGGUAUCAUUUUAUUUUAUAUCAUCUCAAUUCAAAUAUUUAAUUUAGGUUUUAUUUAUGAUAAAAUAAAAACCGUCUUUGAAACGACCACUUUAACAUCAAUAUUAGGUACAUUAUUACAAAAGCCAUUUGGAAUCAAAUUAAACAACAAUUUUACAUCUUUUAUUGGAAGUGUUGUAGUAUCUAUUUUAGAUAAAUGGGAGGUUUUUAAAAAUUUAAUUCCAUUUAAAAGGAAUUCGAUAAUUAAUUUUUUCAAUAUAUCCAGUUUAUUGGGAUUGUCUAUUUUUCUUUCUCUUACUAUUGAUUACUUAAGAUUUGCAACUGUACAUGUAACAAUAAUAUUUUUUUUUUUUAAAAAAAUAUUUUCGAUAUUCCAUAGUACUAUGUACUCUUUGUAUUUACUAUUCAAUGGAAAAAAAUGGAAUGUUUUAAAAUCGAGAGUAGACACAAAUUACUACACUAAUAAAGAAGUUAUACUUGGCACAAUGUUGUUUGCUAUUUUAAUAUUCCUUUCCCCAACUGUUGUCAUUCUCCUAUUUGUUUUUGGCAUCGUAUACUUUGCAAUUAAAGGGUUUAUAUAUUUUUUGGUAGUUUUAAAGGAAAUUAUUUUAUAUUCCCCUAUUUAUAUUCUCUUAUUAAGAAGCGAAAACAAAUAUAUUAGUAAAGGAAUAAAAAUGAAACAAUGUCAAUAUACAAAAGAAAACGAAUUAAAUGGCUUCCCUCAAUCACAUUACCUACUUUUAGAAAAUGAUAAAUUGUUAUUUUUAGACAAAAUAAAAUUAUUUUUUGCCAUUUUUUUUAAUUACCAAAAUUUCAAAUAA